AUGUAUUACAAACUUAUACGCAAGCAUCGUCCAUGUAGAUUUACCUCUGCCAUCAGUGAGUUCCGUCAGAAAAAAAGCUUGCAAAUUAAAGACAUGCAAGACAUCGCCCACGAAUUUGUUGAGAUGGCUAAGCUUGUCGACGUGAGCGAGUAUAAUGAGGGUGUGAAGUGGUUCAGAGCCCGAAGGCUAAGUGCAGUGAGGAGACAAAGCAUCUUGUUUCGAAAGAAUGCCGACGAGAUGACGAUGGAAGCUUUCGCCGUGAUCGACUACGCGACGGUCAUACCUGGACUGAAGAGAAGCGGAUGA
Molecule: messenger RNA, 306 nt
Organism: Cylicocyclus nassatus
Lineage: Eukaryota; Metazoa; Nematoda; Chromadorea; Rhabditida; Strongylidae
Source: the annotation of a GenBank genome assembly